Paramacrobiotus metropolitanus is the source of this 1005-nucleotide messenger RNA. Its product is annotated as olfactory receptor 4K2-like. Gene Ontology annotation, biological process: G protein-coupled receptor signaling pathway. The transcript has 3 exons. Gene Ontology annotation, molecular function: G protein-coupled receptor activity. Gene Ontology annotation, cellular component: membrane. NCBI's taxonomy places the organism in Eukaryota, Metazoa, Tardigrada, Eutardigrada, Parachela, Macrobiotidae. The coding region runs from base 1 to 1005 and encodes 334 amino acids. The record is from RefSeq and is a predicted model, not a curated record.
AUGUGGACCAACAACUCCACUGCUUCCCUGGACACCGCCCAGCUGACCGCCUACCUGGGGGUGUCCAGCGUGGCCUGCCUGACCACCGUCGUCCUCUACCUGCUCCUCAUCACCAUGACCUUUCGCCGGCACCGCUCCUCCUCCGGCUCGCAUUUUCUUCUCUGCCACCAAUUCUUGGCGGAAUUCCUCAUGGUCUCGGUACACUGGCCCCUCCUCCUCGUCCAGAUCCUCCUGGCGCACCGCCGUCUCUUCGCCAGCGACGGCUUCUGCCGGCAUUACAUGUUUCCCUAUAUGAUCAGCCUCACCGCCACCCUGUGGGGACUGUUUGCGCUGUCCUUCAACCGCUUCAUCGCCAUCAUCUUCCCCCACGCGUACCCUCGCUUCACUCGGCAACGGUUCCUCCUGGCGCAGCUGGUGGCCUGCUGGUUGCUGGGAAUUUUCGUCCACCUCCCGUUCUAUGUGGACACAGGUGACAAUCGCUUCGUGGCGGAACCGCCCUUGGGAUUGUGUAAUUUCGCCCACCAAGGGGAGGUGUUUGUGAUUGGCUCGGUGCUGAGAGUGUAUUUACCGCUGGCCUUGACCGGGGUCACGCACAUCAUCGUCCUCAGCCGGGUGGCGGUUACCAGUCUCCACCGGAACGGGGUGGACGCGACCGCCCCGGCGCCGGCAAAGGUCAGCGUGGCCUACCGCAAGCGGGUGCUGCUGACGAAGAUGCUGUUCGCUAACUGGAUCGUCCACUGUCUGUGCUUCGCCUCGGUACCGUUCUUCCUGUCGGUGCUGCCCGGAUGGGUCUUCCAUGAGAUGCUGACGCUGCAGUGGCUGCGCGGUGUCUUCUUCCUCGGAUAUCUCUCCACGCCGGUGUUAUUCUACGCGAUGAACGAGGAAUUACGGGAAGCGGCGAAACGCUUACUGAUGCGAAAACGCCCGGGAACAGCCGGAGAAAAAACCGGCGCGUCGAUGGUCCACCCACACAGCCCGAAAGAGGAAGCGGAUACACUGUCCUGA